Molecule: messenger RNA, 516 nt
Organism: Fusarium oxysporum Fo47
Lineage: Eukaryota; Fungi; Ascomycota; Sordariomycetes; Hypocreales; Nectriaceae
Exons: 1
Coding region: 114-341 (75 amino acids)
Source: RefSeq, a predicted model, not a curated record
GUCUGCAGAAGCUAUCAUCUCUAUCGUGGGGACUAUCAUCAACCUCCCAAGUUGUGUCCUAGCGUUCUAUCAUAUGUGUAGGGACAGAAGAAGGACCACCACAGGGACACUCGAUGUAUGUGGACAAUGUGAUUGUCAUGUUGUUUCUAACGCGAAACUGGUCUGUUCUAACAGAUAUCGAACAAGGACAUAAACUGCCCCGACAAAUGACGCAUUAUUCUGGUUAUCAUUCCAUUUGGAACCAGCAUCCAGAUUACCCCAGUCCAUGGGUUUCGUACAUCGUUCCAUCUCGCUUUCGAGGUUAUGGUCGAGUACAGCGAGGUCCUGCAUGGACCCUCUGAUAGUGGUAGAGGUGCUUAGUUAAGCUUCAGGUUUCUCCUCAGAUCAGUCGAGGCUACAAACGUACGGUCAUUGUUUUCUAUGGCGUAUGUUGGGGUACGUUGGGCUUCCUUAUAUCGCGAUUGUAUGGGAAAUGGGAAGUUGCUGCUCUUACUUUUGGUUUCCUUGUUAUACCGG